Molecule: messenger RNA, 1660 nt
Organism: Hirundo rustica (Barn swallow)
Lineage: Eukaryota; Metazoa; Chordata; Aves; Passeriformes; Hirundinidae
Gene: TM7SF2
Product: transmembrane 7 superfamily member 2
Exons: 10
Coding region: 11-1243 (410 amino acids)
Biological process (GO): sterol biosynthetic process
Cellular component (GO): nuclear inner membrane; endoplasmic reticulum membrane
Molecular function (GO): oxidoreductase activity, acting on the CH-CH group of donors, NAD or NADP as acceptor
Source: RefSeq, a predicted model, not a curated record
UCUCCCCCCUAUGGAGCCCCCCCGAACCCGUCCUCCCCCCGAGCUGGAAUUUGGAGGGCCCUGGGGCGCGGGGGCUCUGACGCUGCUGCUGCCGCUGGGGCUCGUGGGGGUCGUGAGCGUGUCCCUGGGGGAGGGGGAGGGCUGGGGGACCCCCGCCCUGGCCCUGCCCACCCCCCCCACCCUGAUGUUCGUCCUCGCCUGGGUGGGUGCGCACGGGCUCGGGAGCUGCUGGAGACCCCCGAGGACCCCCGCUGACAUCCCAGGACCUCUCCGAGACCUCGGCUGCCGUGUGUGGCUCGGGGGCGUCCCUUUGGGGGUUGCAGCUCUCACUGCCACCGGCUCAGGGCUGUUGGUGCUGGGGGGGACCCUGGGCGGGGUGCUGGCCCUGGGGGUCCCCCUGCCCCCCCUGUGCCCCCUCCUACCCCCGCUGGCGGCGGCCUCGUCCAGCGUCGCCUUUGGCCUCGGGCUCGUCCUCCUCGUGCGGCAGCGGCUGCGGCAGGGGGGCAACGGAAACCCCGUGUAUGAAUUCUUCAUGGGGGGGGAACUGGUUUCCCCGCUGGAGCCCCCUGAGUGUGUCCACUGGGAGCGGGUCGGGCUCUGCGCCUGGAUGCUGGUGCUGGCGGCGGCUCUGGGGGAGCAGCAGCGGCUCUGGGGGUCCCCAUCGCUGCCCCUCGCACUUGUGGCGGCUGCUCAGGGGGUCCCGGUGCUGUGGCGCCUCAGGGAGCUGAGCAGGAAUUCCCCAUCUGGCCCCGGGGGGUUCCUGGGGCUCUUCGGGGCUCUGGCCUGGGGCCCUUUCGGGGGUCCUCUCCCGGCGCUGCUGCUCCUGCACAGACCCAAAUACAGGCUGGGGGCAGCCAGGGGGGCUGCCUGUGGGGGGCUCUACGUGCUGGGGCUGUGGAUCUUCCAUGGUGCUACCACCCAGAAGAGCCUCUUCAGCCGUGACCCCCGAGACCCCCGAGUGGCUGGUCUCCCCACAGUCCCCACGGCCACGGGGCAGGUGCUGCUGGCAGGGGGCUGGUGGGGGGUCGUGCGAAGGCCCGAUGACCUCGGGGAGUUGCUGAUGGCGUUGGGAUGGACCCUCCCCUGUGGCCUGUCCCUGCCCCUGAUGCUGCUCCUGGUGGGGGCUGUGCUCCGGGAGCUCCGAGCGGUUGUGGGAGAGCGGCGACAGCAGCGGCGUUUUGGGGGAGCCUGGGGGGAGCUCUGCCACCGUGUUCCCUACCGGCUGCUGCCCCUCAUCUACUGAAGGUUCCUGCGAGACAGCCCCCCUGCCCCCACCCCGUGAUUGAUGGAGGGACCCCCUGGGACCCUCUUGGGAUUCCCCACAUGGACUGUGGAACUCCCCAAGCCCUCCCCUGCAUCUACUGGGGCACCUCUGGGCUUCCCUCUCCCCCACCGUUUACUGACACUCCUGGGACCUCUCAGAUCAACUGAGGGACCCCCUGGGCCUCUCCUGGGACUCCCCACACUUGCUGAGAGUGGGGACCUACAGCCCCCCUUGGGACCCCCCAGAAAUGCUGAGGAGGUUCCACAGCCCUAUGACUGUGUAAUAAGGUCUUGGGGUCUCCCCCUCUUCUCUGGCUUGGCUAAUGCCUAUGUUCAUUAGUGCCCCCCUUCACUGAUCAGUGCCUCCUUCAUUAAUAAAUACCCACAUUCAUCAGCA